Messenger RNA from Aureobasidium uvarum, 897 nucleotides. Lineage: Eukaryota; Fungi; Ascomycota; Dothideomycetes; Dothideales; Saccotheciaceae. The record is from the annotation of a GenBank genome assembly.
AUGCAUACCACAAACGACUAUCCCCCAGUCGAAGUCGACAAUGAGAUCAAGGGAAGAUUGGCCUUGAUCACUGGAGCUUCUGGAGGUAUUGGAGCCGCAUGUGCACGACAACUCGCAGCUCAGGGUGUGCAUCUCGCACUUACUUACGCAUCAAAUCUGAAGUCAUGUCAAAGACUUGCUGAUGAGCUCAAGAGUGAGCCAGCAAAUGCGGAUCUCAAGAUUACUAUCCACAAAGCAGAUCUCGCCAGCAUUGAAGAGACCACAGCACUUUGCCCAGAGGUUGUCAAGCAACACGGACGAGUAAUCGAUAUUCUGGUAUCCAAUGCUGGAUAUGGUGUCAGGAUCCAGAACGUGUGGGAGAUUCCUUUGGAAGAAUUCGAGCACACCAUCAACGUCAAUCUCAGAGCUACAUUCUUGCUUGUAAAGGGUGUUGUCGAAGGCAUGAGAGAUCAGAGAUGGGGCAGAAUGAUCUUCAUUUCCAGUAUCGCAGCCUAUGGUGCUGGUAUCAAUGGAUGCCGUAAGUCGAGCUUCCUCACACCAACGAUACUGUUGUCUGACUGUUCAACCCAGAUUNACGCUGCUUCCAAGGGUGGAUUGCAAUCAAUGAUGAAGAAUCUCUCUUCUCGCUUGGCACCUUACAACAUCUCGGUCAAUGAUGUUAGUCCUGCAAUGGUGGGAAGUACUGGUCUGUUACCUUCUGCCGACAGCGUUCCUGGAGUCGUCGACAAUAUCCCACUGCAGCGUCUCUGUGCCCCUGAAGAGGUUGCAAAUGUUGUUUCUAUGUACUGCAAGACUGGAUUUGCCACUGUAAGUAAACAACUUGACGUCUCGUGCUGUUACUACUGCUCACACUCAUUAGNNGGUCAGUCAUUGGUGGUCGGCGGAGGGCUACGAUAA